UCAAAUUGGCCGGUGACCGGCUCUUAUGGAAAACUCUGUAAACAACUGGUUCUAUUGCCAUGACUUACAUUAAAAAGAGAAGUAUUAAUUGAGAAGGAGACAAUAUUGGUAUGCAAGUAUGACAUUUUAUCAGGCCGCAAAUGGAUUAGAUGAAGUGAACCGGAGUCAGUCUGAUCGAGGAGGAAUGGAUUAUAGUCAAACCUUAGUGUCCAGUCCCGCUGGGGCUGAUACAGACACCAUCUUGACAACAAUAUUAAAAGAGGUACGAGAUAUCAAGCAGUCAUUACGUAAGAUAGACCAUCUUCAAACUACAAUCCUCAGUGUACAGCAGGGUCUGGGUAGCCUCAACGAAAGGGUAGAACAAUUUUCAACUGUCCUGUCACCAGCAUAUGAACAAGUUAACAACAACCGACAGGGGAGACAACUGGAAGAGGGAAAUCAGGAACAAUCUAGAAAACUGGAUAAUCAAUUGAAGAAGGCUUCCCUGGACCACAAGUCAUUGCAUGCUGUGAGAAGUCCAGUUUCUGAGGUACCAUCAUCUCCUGUACAAUAUUCAAGGUCAAAUUCCAAGGUUGAAAAUGGUCUUCCGGAUACAGAAGUAUUACCAAGUGGAUAUAAAAGAAACAGUGAAAACAGAGAAAGACAGUCUGAAGGUGUUGUGACAGAAACACGUACACCAUCUCAGGAGACUAGCUUUUCUUUGGAAAGUCAAAUAUCGCAAGGAUCACUUAAUGGAACAUCUCCCAGACAUAGAUCAUCAAGACAAGAUACCACAACCACUGAAGAAAGUACAAUGGGGUCUGUAUCACCUAGUACAGAAUCACUGCAGAGGAACUCUCACAUCAACUCCCCAUCAACUGUGGGAAGGUCAAACUCCAGGACAAGUACGACAGUGGAAUACCAAUCACCAUCCGCUGAAGGCUUAAGGCAUGCGACGGGACACAAGGCAGACAAUGAGGGCAGUGACAGGCAGCUGAAAACACCAUCCAAUGGUAAUACAAGCUUGGAAUCAAAGUCUGUCGAUUUUGAUGGUUUCAAGGUAAAUGUUACACCAAGGAAAGAAGACAAUAGGUUCACUUACCAUAAGAUACAUGUAGGAGAAGUAGAGGAAGCUUCUGUGAUAGAAGUAGAAACAGAAGAGCCAGUUACUGUAGAUGUCAUUGACCCUGUGACCUCUUCACAGUCACAAAAAGAGGAAGAAGAAACACUUGAUCAAGAUCCUGAGCAAGAAAGAUCUUUAACAGAAACAGUUCAGCCAACACCAAGUCCAGAACCAGUGCAAGUAGAAACUGAAAGUUCUUCCCAAGGUACAGAGCCUGGGUUGCCUUUAGAAGAAACAGUCACCAUGGAAACACCAGUCAAAGUUACAGAAACAAUAGCCACAGUAUCACCUAUUAUCGCCACUCCCAGUGAAACAGCUGAAGAAGGGGAUACAGAUGACUCUACCAGUGGUCCCCUACCCAAAGAGAGGCAGUUUUUGGAGAGUUUAACACUGAAAGAGGCUCAGAGAGCUGCUGAUUGUCGGGAUCCUAAAUCUGAUGGAGCAGAUACAAUCAUAUGUGUAGACACAUCCGAUAGCAUGAAAGGUGCCCCUAUACAGCAAGCCAGAGACUUCAUCAACAAUUUCUUAGACGGUAUUGAGGAAUGUGCAGUUGAUCAUGCGUUGGAGGAGAACAUUGCCAUAGUUACCUUUGGUAAAACUACAGCAGUGAUGCAGCAUCUUACAAAUGACUACUCCAAAAUCAGAGAAAUUGUCGAUGAAAUGGAGAUUGAGGGAGCAAGUCCUAUCAUGACCGGCCUUGUGCUCUGUAUGAGUGCUAUCUACAUUAGAGGUGGGGUGGUUUCCUUUCGCAAUAGGAAAAUCAUGCCUCGUAUUUUAUUAGUAUCGGAUGGUCAUGUGACAGAUGCUCGGAUCAUGGAUGGUCCAGAUGUAAUUCACCCUCAGGGUAUGAGUGAAGAAGAGGCUAAGCAACAGCUGAUAGAAUUUACUGAUAGACUUAAGAGUGAACAUCGUAAAGUCACCUGUAUACCUGUCGGGGAUGCAGAUAUGACGGUGCUGGAGCACAUAGCCCACACAACGGGAGGUGAGGUAGCCAAGGUGGAGGAAGCAGGGCGACUUAGUAAACAGUUCCUGUUAGAUACGAUAGUUGCCCGUGUGAUGACAGAUGAAGCUAUUGGUAAACCAGACUUUGGUCGACAGACAAUGGAGAGAAUUGUCCGAGACAGUACUACAGGCAAAGACCUUUCUACAGAGGAAAUGAAUGUUGUGUUUGACAAGGUAAUGACAGAGUUGAAGGACAAUCCUGGUGGUCGAGAUGGAGCCGGUGGAGAAGAGGGACCUCUCCCUGUGGGGACAAGGGUACGGAGAGGUCGAGACUGGGUCUGGGAUGAUCAGGAUGACAACAUGGCUGGUACCAUUAUCGGACAUAAACAAAGAGGAUUUGUUUCUGUGGAAUGGGACAGUGGGAGGAAGGGAAAAUACCGAAUGGGUGCAGAAGACUCCUUCGACCUCAGAAGUGUAGAUGAACCACGUUUCCUGCCAGAAGGCAUGCUGGGAGCUGUUGGGGUUUGUUGUAGACGAGGGCCCGACUGGGAAUGGGAUAACCAGGAUGGUGGCGAAGAUCAAGUUGGAGUUGUUUUCAAGAUAGAAGAUAAUGGGGUCAUACAUGUAAGAUGGCAAAAUGGUAAAAGAGGAAACUACAGAUAUGGAAUACACGGAAAAUUUGACAUAGAAAUGUGCCCAGGAAGAAGACCAGCUCAAAGUGGAGCUUCAAGUGAUGCACAAGGCUCAGCUUCCAUCCAAGUGACCAAAACUCGGCCACAAUGGCAGUGGGAGAUAGAACCAGGGACAUGGAUUCACCAUAGUAAUCAGGCUUCCAGCCGGAUAGAGGAUCUUUACCAAAAAAGAGGCCGGGGCACGACUCUGGUGGAGAUUGAUGGCCAAUCGUACCGAGUUGUCAUCCAGAACCGUAAACAGCGAAACACGUCAUCUGGAGUAGAAAAUACUAUACGGAGACAAGAAAUACCACAAACAUAACAACAACCAGUGGCUCUGGAACCAGUUUUGAUAGUGACAAGUUAUUUCGAAGGUUGAACUUCUUUGAACAGAAAUUUGUGAUCGACAUAAAGAUUAAUUGAUGUUGUAUUAAAUGACUCUACCUUUAUUCAUUAAGAAUUGCAUUCUAUUUUGAAUUUAAUUAAUAUGUAAACUGCAUACUUCGUUCAGUGUAAACAAAUUUUGGAUAUAAAUAUUGAGAACCUUCAGACUACAAUAUUGGCUGUCUAGACAUAAACAGAAAGUGCAAAUGAUAUAUUUUAGUAUAAUAUAUAUUUUCAGUGCGUAACUAUGUAUGUUUACUGUAGUGUAUGGUCAUAAUAGACAGAAAUGUAUUAAACUCCCUGCAACAAAGUUAGGGAGGGGUAUACUGAAUCAUACGGAGCCCGUUAACUGACAUGCUCCAUACUUAUUUUAUUUCGUUUUUUCGAAAUAUUAUUUCGUUUUUUCUGAUGUAACUGGUUGUAUGUGAAUCCAGUGAUCACUAGUCGUAAGUGUCUUGUACCCAGGCAAGCACAGAUUGACAUAUUCCUGAUAUGUGUAUCUCAGUAGAGUGUACCACAAUCCAGGCAGUGCACCAUGCAUGACCAGCUACUUUUAGCAUUGAGUAAAGGUGGCACUGUAGAAUCUGUUUGGUAAUUAAAUUUAUUUACCAUGUACAUAAAUGUAUAUGCUUGAAAUUUAAUAUAAUGCAAUUUAUAAAUGCAUAAGUCUUUCGUAAAUGAGUUAUAUCCUGUUUCCCCUGCAUCAGUUUCGGGAUUGCAGCAUCAUGUCUGAACACUUAAUUCAGUCUUUAAAGACUUCAAAAGUGGCUUACAUGUCCAUAUGCAUACAUCCCAUAACUCUACUAUAACACAUUAAGAUACUAUUGGCAAUAUAUUGACUACAUAGAAAUCAUAACAUGAAGUUAUUGCUUUUAAAUAUUGAAGUCAUUAGCAUUUUAUUUUAAUUUUAACAUAUUUUAUUUCAUUUUAUCUGCAUAAAAGAAUCUGUUAAAUUCUUAUUUUUCAAAGUACAGAAUUGGAUUAUAUGAACCGAUAUAUAUUGUGAAGUAAAUUAUUUCCCAAUAACUUUGCUUGUUAACUUCACAAUCAGACCUUUAUCCAGGUAUUCUCUCCCUCCAUAUCAUACACAUAUCGUAUCUUCAUCAAGUUUAAGUUUAAUAUGAGACUUACGAAACAACUCCACAAAUUUUUCAUUUAAGCAAGAAUUAAGAUUCCAUUCUAUCACACAAUUAUAUCAAUUUUCAAAUAUCACAGCAAACAUGCUUCUUCAUGUCAAGUUUGGAGCCCUUUUAAUUGUUUUGAUUUUCAUUGUAAUGUCCUAAAGCAUUUGACAAGUAAUUGGUGUCAAUUCAUUGUCUUUCUAUCAUGUCACAAUAUUUCAAUUAAGUCGUGAGUUCUUAUGCAAUUAAUUUACAUGGGUACAUAUGCACUGAAUAGUACGGCAGUGAUGUGAUAAAUACAUUUGUGUAACAGGCAUACUGUUUAAAUGUUUCCAAUAUAUAUUGAAACCACCAAAGGCCUGAUGCCUUGCUGAUCGAGCUGAGUCUGUUAAAAUUUGUAAGAAUCUUAUCAGAUUGACAUUCUCUCUCUCUACAGUAAAAUACAUGACCAAGUUGAAAAUUAAAAUGCUUACUUGCUUACUAGUGAUUUGCUUGUGAGGGCAAGAUUUUUUAUCAAUAGGUCCUAGCUGUCCCUAUACUAAGGACAAUGGGAGUGAAGUUUUGAUUUUCCUUCAUUAGGGAAUGACUUCAAAAGGUUUGUUUUUUGUGUACACUCUACUGAAUAAGAAAUCCACCUUUGAAGGAGUUAGUACUUCAUGUUGCUAAAGUGAAAUAUCUUAAGUAUUGAUAUCACAUCUCUGUUUUGGUGUCUUAUUGUACAAAUCUGUCUACAUCAUUGUUUAACUCUAUGAUGGAGUCUUAAUGUACUUCUGUCUGAUGCUGACUUAUUGUACAAAUCUGUCAUUGUCUUACGUACAAAUCUCUGCUGUGGUGUUAUUGUACAAGUCUGUCAUUGUUUUAUGCACAAUUCUCUGAUGCUGAGUUAUUGUACAAAUCUGUCAUUGUCUUAUGUACAACUCUCUGAUGUGGUCUUAUGCACAACUCUCUGAUGCUGUGUUAUUGUACAAAUCUGUCAUUGUCUUAUGUACAACUCUCUGAUGUGGUCAUAUUGUACAAAUCUGUCAUUGUCUUAUUGUACAACUCUCUGAUGCUGUGUUAUUGUACAAAUCUGUCAUUGUCUUAUGUACAAAUCUCUGAUGUGGUGUUAUUGUACAAGUCUGUCAUUGUUUUAUGCACAAUUCUCUGAUGCUGUGUUAUUGUACAAAUCUGUUAUUGUCUUAUGUACAACUCUCUGAUGUGGUCUUAUGCACAACUCUC
This is a messenger RNA of Ylistrum balloti, 5438 nucleotides long. RefSeq lists its product as uncharacterized. The record is from RefSeq and is a predicted model, not a curated record. Gene Ontology annotation, molecular function: metal ion binding; ubiquitin-protein transferase activity. Gene Ontology annotation, cellular component: cytoplasm. Lineage: Eukaryota; Metazoa; Mollusca; Bivalvia; Pectinida; Pectinidae. The transcript is spliced from 21 exons. Gene Ontology annotation, biological process: protein ubiquitination. Bases 119 to 3037 code for a protein of 972 amino acids.